CUCAGCCCGGCGCUGCUGCCGGCGUUCUCCACAACGUGCGCGAGGCGCUCAAAAAACAGGCGGCUGAGGGAAAAAAGAGUCAUUUCGGAACGGAAACUGACACGCUAUUUCGUGGAUCACCGGAAAGUGCGUGUGGUUGGAGGACAAGGAGGAGGAGGAGGUCGCUCUUUUUAUAGUGAACCCAGAAAAAUUUUUGGAGGUCCUGAUGGUGGAAAUGGAGGUGAUGGGGGUCAUGUCAUCUUGAAAGCUGACCAGCAAAUGAAAUCACUUUCUUCAGUCCUCCCCUUCUAUCAGGGUUUUCAUGGAGAGAGAGGAGGAAGCAAAAACUGUUACGGAGCUAAUGGUGCAUAUGUGUAUGUUAAAGUCCCUGUAGGUACACUGGUUAAGGAGGAUGGAAAAGUUGUAGCUGACCUCACUCAACACGGUGAAGAGUAUGUUGCAGCUUAUGGAGGAGCUGGAGGGAAAGGUAAUCGCUUUUUUCUUUCCAAUGAAAACCGAGCACCAACAUUAUUUACUCCCGGAGAGCCAGGUCAGGAAAGGGUCCUCCAUCUGGAACUCAAGACAACAGCUCAUGCAGGACUGGUGGGCUUUCCCAAUGCUGGCAAAUCAUCGCUUUUGAGAGCCAUCUCCCGUGCCAAGCCGGCGGUGGCUGCCUACCCGUUCACAACCCUAAAUCCCCACGUCGGUGUUGUCCGCUAUCAGGACUAUGAACAAGUAGCAGUUGCCGACAUUCCUGGCCUGAUAAAAGGUGCUCAUCAAAACAGGGGCCUCGGGAUGGCCUUCCUAAGGCAUAUUGAACGUUGCCGCUUCCUCUUAUACGUGCUAGAUCUCUCUGUGUCCCAGCCGUGGAUUCAGCUGCAAGACUUAAAAUAUGAACUGGAACAAUACAAAAAAGGAUUGUCCGAGAGGCCUUGUGUUGUGGUUGGGAAUAAGAUGGACCUUGCUCAGUCCAGGAUCAAUCUGCCACUUCUGAAAGAACAGAUAGAGGAGCGGGUCAUUCCGUUGUCCGCUUUGACGGGAUACAACCUGGAGGAGCUGUUCUGGCAUUUGAGAGAGUUCUACAACACGUAUGUGAAGACAGAGCAAUCACGAGGGCAAAGCCCAGUCAAGUGGUAG
This is a messenger RNA of Tauraco erythrolophus (red-crested turaco), 1116 nucleotides long. It is a transcript of the gene MTG2, whose product is annotated as mitochondrial ribosome associated GTPase 2. The record is from RefSeq and is a predicted model, not a curated record. Gene Ontology annotation, molecular function: GTP binding; magnesium ion binding; GTPase activity. NCBI's taxonomy places the organism in Eukaryota, Metazoa, Chordata, Aves, Musophagiformes, Musophagidae. Gene Ontology annotation, cellular component: mitochondrion.